Molecule: messenger RNA, 1823 nt
Organism: Pogoniulus pusillus (Red-fronted tinkerbird)
Lineage: Eukaryota; Metazoa; Chordata; Aves; Piciformes; Lybiidae
Gene: AVPR1A
Product: arginine vasopressin receptor 1A
Exons: 2
Coding region: 75-1358 (427 amino acids)
Biological process (GO): G protein-coupled receptor signaling pathway; cellular response to hormone stimulus; regulation of systemic arterial blood pressure by vasopressin
Cellular component (GO): plasma membrane
Molecular function (GO): vasopressin receptor activity; peptide binding
Source: RefSeq, a predicted model, not a curated record
GGAGGCGACGGGAAUCGGCGACGGCCGAGCGGGCGUACGGGGGCCUCGCCGGGCCUCGCAGCGCAGCCCCCUCCAUGCGCCUCGCUGGCGGAGCCGGCUCUCCCCGGGCGGCAGUCUCGCCCGGGAACGGCAGCCGGUGGCGGCUGACGGAACCCGACGGCAGCAGCCCCAGCCCUGAGGCGUGGUCGGGGUCACCCAACGGUAGCCUGGGGGGCUGGGACCCCUUCGGGCGCGACGAGGAGUUGGCAAAGCUGGAGAUCGCCGUGCUGGCCGUCACCUUCGCCGUGGCGGUGGUGGGCAACGGCAGCGUGCUGCUGGCCCUGCGGCGCACGCCGCGCAAGGCGUCCCGCAUGCACCUCUUCAUCCGCCAUCUCAGCCUGGCCGACCUGGUGGUGGCCUUCUUCCAGGUGCUGCCCCAGCUCUGCUGGGAGGUGACCCACCGCUUCCACGGCCCCGACGGGCUUUGCCGCGUCGUCAAGCACCUGCAGGUCUUCGGCAUGUUCGCCUCGGCGUACAUGCUGGUGGCCAUGACCGCCGAUCGCUACAUCGCCGUCUGUCACCCACUGAAGACUCUGCAGCAGCCCACCAAACGCUCCUAUGGGAUGAUCGCGGCGGCCUGGGCGCUCAGCCUGCUGCUCAGCACCCCGCAGUACUUCAUCUUCUCCCUCAGCGAGGUGGAACUGGGCUCACAGGUCUACGACUGCUGGGCGCACUUUAUUAUGCCCUGGGGGCCCCGCGCUUACAUUACUUGGAUCACCGGCGGCAUCUUCGUCGCGCCCGUCCUCAUCCUCGUCACCUGCUACAGCUUCAUCUGCUACCACAUCUGGCGCAACGUCAGAGGCAAGACGCGCCCGGGGGAGGAGGCAGGCGGCGGGCGGCGGGCGGGAGGCGGCGGCGCGCAGCAUGGACUGCUUCUUGCCCCCUGUGUUGUCAGCAGCGUGAAGACCAUCUCCCGAGCCAAGAUCCGCACCGUCAAGAUGACCUUCGUCAUCGUUUCGGCGUACGUCGUCUGCUGGGCACCUUUCUUCACCAUCCAGAUGUGGUCUGUCUGGGAUCAGCGCUUCUCUUGGGUCGAUUCUGAAAACACCGCGACUACUGUCACAGCUCUGUUGGCCAGUCUGAACAGUUGCUGCAAUCCCUGGAUCUACAUGUUCUUCAGUGGGCACCUCCUGCAAGACUGCAUACAGAGCUUUCCUUGCUGCCAAAAAAUAAGGCAGACGCUGAGUAAAGAAGAUUCAAACAGCAACAGCAGGCGACAGACUUCUUUCACCAAUCACAGAAGCCCAACCCACAGCCUGAGCACCUGGAGAGAGUCACCCCACUCCAAAUCAACCAGCUUUAUCCCUAUUCCAACCUGAGAUAAACCCAGGGCAGGCAGGGCUUGCUGCCCAAAACCAGCACUUGGGAAGGUUAAGGAGCAGAACUUCAUGCUGGUCAAAGGCACCAGGCAUGGUAACAAGAAAUGACUAAGUUCUCCGUAUGACAAAAUGUGCUACAUUGCUCAAUAAAGUAUUCUACAGUGUGUAAAUUAUUUUCUGAAAGGUAUUAGGACUUGGGCCACUGAUCAGGGAGGUGUGACAACAAUAAAGCAAAUAUUUUUCUAAGUAGAAUUUAUUAUUUUAAGUUUCUUCAUUUCUGAAAUACUAUGUGCAUUGAUUGCUUGCUGUUUAUAGCUGUGAAAGUAGUUGAGCUGUCGUGUGUUGGGUAACUCCACUCUGUAGUCUUAAUGCCUAAAAUUUCCCAUGACUGUCCAAUGAAUUCACAGGAAAAAAUGAGAUUAUAUGAGCAAGAUCACAAAAUAAAAAUACACAGAUAGACUCUGA